AUGGAUCAUAUACUAUGGGAGUGUACAUUUAACACAAAUAUAUGGCAUUGGUUGGGAGGAAUCUUCUGUUUUCUUAAUCCUUCAUCAUUUGAGGAUGUCCUGAAAUUUGCUAAGGGUAAAAGUAGUGCAAUUCAAGAAGUAUGGUAUAACUGUGCAUUCAAGGGUAACCAUGGGAAUGCAGGACUGGGAUUUGUGGCAAGAAAUGACAAAGGUGGAUGCCUGGGAGCAUGUUCUGGUGGUUUGGGGAUAGCAACAAAUUAUCUGGCAGAGUUAAUGGCUUUGGUGGUUGCUGGUGAAUGGGCUGUGAAGAAAAGGUAUGGGAAUAUAUGUUUCAGUCUUGAUUCUAAAGCAGUGUUGUUAGCUUUCAGCAAUGGUAGAAAACCUUGGAUUGUUGUGAAUAUAUGGAACAAUAUUAGAAAACAUAUAUCAAGAAUCACAUUCAUCCACUCAUAUAGGGAGAUAAAUUUUUCUGCUGACAAAAUGCCUAAACAGGGUGUACUUCUUGCAAGAGGAACAAUUAUAUAUUAUGAAGACAAGCCAAAUUUUCUGAAUCAGUUGGAGAGUGAAGAUGGGUAG
Molecule: messenger RNA, 576 nt
Organism: Papaver somniferum (opium poppy)
Lineage: Eukaryota; Viridiplantae; Streptophyta; Magnoliopsida; Ranunculales; Papaveraceae
Exons: 3
Coding region: 1-576 (191 amino acids)
Molecular function (GO): RNA-DNA hybrid ribonuclease activity; nucleic acid binding
Source: RefSeq, a predicted model, not a curated record